AUGAUGUCCGCUAUUGGACCUGGAAAUGGCUUCGAACGUGACAGCAGCACAGAUACUGAAGAUGCGUUGGACUCUCGUGAAGGUCGAAAGAGAAUUCUAAAAUAUCGACAAAGUUUCCCUGGUGGCAGUGGUCAACCGAAGCCGAAACCCUGUUUAGUUCAGCGUCAAGCCUCGGCUUCUAGUGGUGGCUCCAGUCCAAGUACAGACAUGGCCGUUUGGCUUGGAAAAUCUCGGGAUAGCGACGGGUUGAGUCGACGCAAGGGCCGAGUUGUCGACGGAAGCGGAGCCGAUGACGACGAAGAAGAGGAUGAAGAUGACCUGAGCGUUCCCUGGCAAGACGAGUUCUUCUUCAGAUUUCAGGACCAGUUCGAUGUGCUGGAUUUGUCUGACAAUGAGAUCAGGAAGGUGGAUGGCUUCCCGACAUUGAAGCGUUUGAAGUGCAUCAUGCUGAAUAAUAACCGCAUAGUGAGAAUUGCGGCGGCGCUUGGUGAAAGUUUGCCAAAUCUCCAAGCCCUGAUUCUAUCGAAUAAUCAUUUACAAGAACUCUCCGACUUGGAGCCGUUAGGAAACAUUCCAUCCCUGGAAAUCGUUUCUUUGCUGCAUAAUCCAGUCGUUCAUAAACCUCAUUACAGGAGUUACGUGAUCACCUUAUUGCCCGAGCUGAGGAUUCUGGAUUUCAGAAGAGUCAAGCUAGCGGAACGCAAGGAAGCUGAAAAACUGUUCAAAUCUAAGAAGGGCAAAGAAAUGAAGCGAAAAAUUGAAACUGCCGCGAAAACGUUCGUACCUGGUGGGGAAAUUGAGACAAACGGCGACGCGCCUCCAGCCAAAAAACCAGCUGGUGCCGCCUCAACUGCGGAAAUGAGAAGAAUCAAGCAGAUGAUAGCGAAUGCAACAUCUUUGGAAGAGGUCGAGAGAUUGAAUCUAUUAUUACAGAAAGGUCAAUUGAACCCCGAGACUGCGAAGACCGGAAAUGGCGAUUCCGAAAUGGAUGCGGAGUGA
This is a messenger RNA of Notodromas monacha, 999 nucleotides long. The record is from the annotation of a GenBank genome assembly. Lineage: Eukaryota; Metazoa; Arthropoda; Ostracoda; Podocopida; Cyprididae.